AUGGGGUUCUUUGAGAAAUUUCUUCCACCCAACGACCGCUAUGCAGCACUUUUGCUAUAUGGAAUGGUCUUUUCGACCUGUUUCAAUGGUUACGAUGCCGGUAUCAUGACCGUCAUUUUGGCGGACAAACAAUUCAUUGAAUAUUAUGCGGUUGAUGCGGCGCGCACCGGCACAAUUGCUGCAGCGCCAUGGGCCACAACUGGUCUUGCUCAGUUAUUUGUUGGCGGUACUCUGGCCAGCCUUGUUGGUAGACUUUGGGCUUUGCGCAUUUCUAUCAGUGUCAUGAUUAUUGGCGUUGUGGUUCAAAGCAUUCCCAAUACGUACGGUGUGCUAAUCUUUGGCCGUCUUCUAACUGGCCUUGGCUUUGGCUGUGUCUAUAUCGCCACAUCACUAUAUGUCGCCGAAUGCAGUCCAAGGCUGCUACGUGGAAGUUUUGUUGGAACUGUGACCCAGUUUGGGUACCAGCUAGGGACUUUCAUUGCUUUCUGGACGGGGUCAGUGGUUGCACCCAUUGGUAAUGCAGUCGAAGAAAUACUGACAGUACGCAGCUAUGGCAUGAGCUUCCACACGUCGCCUUUCAAUAUCGCUUGGCGCGUCUCCAACGUUAUUCAAAUUCCGAUCGGCAUCAUGUUUAUUGUGCUCAGCUUCUGGUAUCCAGAGUCUCCUCGCUGGCUUUUGGAGAAGAACCCAGAUAACACUGAUCGUGUCUUGGAUGUUCUGUGCAAACUUCGAAUGGGCACGCCUGAUUCCGAGCAUGUGCGGCAGGAGUUUCAUGAGCUUGUCGCCGCUUCAGAAGCGCGUAGGCGAUGCGAUACUGGCUACAAAGGUCUUUUUACUUCCCCUGGUAUGCGAAAGAGACUUUGCUAUGGACUCUAUGCCACUGCGCUGCAACAGGCUGGUGGAAUUGCAGCGUUGACAAUGUACGCAACACUUAUAUACGAGUCUCUGGGGUGGAACGAGGGUCGCCAAGCUCUUGCAAUCAACGGCAUACAGGCAGCCCUACAAUUGGUGAUCGUGCUAGUGAACACCUUCACUGUAGACCGUUUCGGACGAAAGCCGCUUCUGAUUGCGGGAUUUUCCAUUCAAGCGAUUGCUUUACUUGUCCUUUCGUGUCUUCUAACCGCUUUCCCUAGUAAUAGUAACAAGGCCGCUGCAGUGGUUGAAGUAGCCAUGCUGUUCAUCGUUGGCCUUACGUACUGCUGGUCUAACGGUCCAAUCCCACCGGCCAUCGCAUCUGAAAUAUUUCCACAAGAGGUCCGCGACAAAGCUUUUGGAUUCUCUUUACUUGGGCAAACUGUUUGUCUUCUCGCUUUGACUCAGUCAUGGCCGACUUUCAACGCCGAGGUUGGUGGCAAAAGCUACUGGCUUUUGUUUGGACUAAAUACAUUAUUAUUGGUGUCGGUGAUCUUCAUUCUACCCGAGACGAAAGGCGUCUCACUUGAGCGUAUGGAGAAGAUUUUUGGCGAGGUUGAUGCUGUUGAGGUCGGAGAGACAGAGGGUGCCGAGAAGGUGGAAGCUGUUGCGUACUCGCAUGCGGAGCACAAGACAAAUCUGCCAUAA
Truncatella angustata is the source of this 1560-nucleotide messenger RNA. RefSeq names its product MFS sugar transporter-like protein. Gene Ontology annotation, biological process: transmembrane transport; carbohydrate transport. Gene Ontology annotation, molecular function: carbohydrate:proton symporter activity. Lineage: Eukaryota; Fungi; Ascomycota; Sordariomycetes; Amphisphaeriales; Sporocadaceae. Bases 1 to 1560 code for a protein of 519 amino acids. Gene Ontology annotation, cellular component: membrane. The transcript has 4 exons. The record is from RefSeq and is a predicted model, not a curated record.